This is a messenger RNA of Symbiodinium natans, 8877 nucleotides long. The record is from the annotation of a GenBank genome assembly. NCBI's taxonomy places the organism in Eukaryota, Dinophyceae, Suessiales, Symbiodiniaceae.
AUGGAUCGGGCAUUUGCAAUUUGGAACACAGUUUCCCCAUGUGGCGACAAAGCCUUCGCCGAAUUCGAUUUGAUUCUUGUGCUUCUUGGAAAAUUCGAAGAAAAUCCUGACGCUGUUGCAGCAGUGGAUCGCAUCGUUCUGGGCUUCCGCGAAGGAAAUGAGCCAUGGCACAGGUGUUUCCGGGCAGUGCACGUCAAGGCCGCAAACUUGACGGCCCACGAGGAUGUGUAUGACUCGCGUGGUUAUACCGUGCGCAAGGAUUGGGUCAAUGGCCCGAACAAGGUUUUCAGCUACGUUUUGCGAAGUUUUCUGGAGAGCAGGUUCUCCCCAGCUGAUUAUGCUGCAUUCUAUUUCAUGGAGUUUGAUUCGGUCCCCUUGCGAAGCAUGUGGCUGGAUCAGCUUUAUGCGGAGGUUGUGGUGUAUCCCCGAGCUGCCAUUCGGGGCAGCCGCUAUCGCGGUGAUUCAUGGGAUCCUUUUUUGGCUGAAAUCCCGACCGAGCUGCUGCAGCACAUAAAUGGCAAUGCCAUCUACUUCAAGCAUCCGUGGCUGCAGUUUUUGGCAGACCAGCUGGAGGAGGAUGCGGCUUCAGACAAUAGCAGUAUUGCAUUUGACGUCCGCAUGGCAGCAUUGACUCUGCAAGCCUCUCGGGAAGCUGCAGAGAACGACACAACUUUGUUGGCUGAAGCGUGGAAGCAACACGUCCCAGAAGGAGAGCAGCCUUAUCGAGAUGAUUCCUUGCUGGUCGGGAACUAUGCCAACACAUUGCUGAACAACAGCUUUGACUCUGGAGAAUUUGUGCGUCAUGCGUCCUUGAACAACGUGCUUCACAACAUCGAAACGUCACAACUUACCUUGGUUGUGGUGGCAUAUGAUGAUUGGAGUCAGUCCCUUCUUUUGAAAAGCCUAAAGGAGGAACAUCACCCUUUCCGAAAUGUCUUGGUCCUUUCGGAUGUAGAAGGUGCGAUGGAAAUCGAGACUCCCAGAGGUCCGACGCGGUUGCAAGAAACGGCUUGGGCAGGAGCUCCCGAAACCUCGCUUUGCGAUGCUGCGUUGGCCGUCACCACGACAAGCUUCGUGCUUACGGACACAUACCAUUUCAUCGCAGGCCCUGUUCAGAUUUUGGCAAAUGAAGAUGGCCAUCCCGUGUUGCCAUACAUUCCGGCUUCGUCCAACUACUGCACGGGCUCUCGGGAAUGCUCCUCUGCUUUGGACCAGGCCGAAGCCUUUUUUGGUGUGGAGCUGCUCUACCACCACGACACCUUUGAAACCGUCUUUUUCACCGAUGAUGUUCGAGCUUUUUGCGAGACGUGGGGCGUUGCAGCCGACGCUCUGGGAAGCUAUGAAAACUGCGACUACCUGCUCGGCCCAACGGCUGAUGACUACAUAGCCUGGUUGAUCUCCAUGAGCAGGCCUUUCAGAUAUGUGCCCAAGAACAAGGAGCGAGUGGGCUGGAGGCCAUGGACCACCUUAUGGACACCACCUCCACCAGACCCACGAGAUUGCGGCCUGUAUGGAGAGACUGAGUAUGCCGCCCAAUUGGCAAGCAUUAGUGAGUGCAGCCUGCUUAUCAAUGUCAGUGCAUGUGAGUCCAGUCCGAAUUGUACCUUCCGACCUCUUUUUGAGUCUGGCAAGUGCAUUCAGACUUGGGAGUUUGCAUUGUUGCCGAAGCCUCCUCGUCCAGUUCCUUUGACGUCCACAACCUGGCAGUUUGGGAAGUCAACAACAUUCACACAUACAGAUACUACCACGUCCACAUCCACGCGGACCUCUACUACUGUGACAACGUCACGGACGAUAUCGACAACCUUGCACACUCCUUCUCAGACACACACGCUUGGAGUGGGAACGUGCCAAGUCCCGGACAUCGCAGAUGUCGGAGAUUGCUACUCAUUGCUUCCGGGAGAAACUUGCCAAGUGCCUUGCCCUGCGGGCUAUCAGGGUACACCUUCCCAGUAUAUCUGCCAAGCCAAUCUCACAUUAUCUGGCGAGGAGCCGGAAUGCAUCAGGACAACUACUCCAAGUACGGCAGACGAUGGCAGUCCAUGCUCAGCAGGUCUUCCAAUCAGUGCUGGUACUGACGUCAGCGACUGUCUCGGUAUAAUUGCAGGGGCGACGUGUACAGCACGCUGCGCUGGCAGUUUUUCUGGUCUUCCGGUGCAGUAUUACUGCACUGCAGAUGGGACUUUUCAACCAGUUUCUGCUACUCUGGCAUGCCAGGAGAGGUUUUGCAGCACUUCGCAGCUUCCGAGCGGCUUCGACACAGCAUCGUGUGCACUGGCAUCUGUUGGCGAGGCGUGCUUUGUGAGAUGUCCCUUUGGGUAUCUUCCAGCUGAAUCCUUGUAUGUGUGUGCAGCGGAUGGCUCAUUUCUAGGCUUUGAACCAACUUGCGAACUGGCAGACUGCAGCCUGAGUUUGGCGAGCAAGGCAACCGAUGGCAGCAGGAACUUCUCCGACUGUUCUGGUAUCAGGGCGAUGAGCGCGUGCACCGUUCCAUGCGCAUAUGGUUUCCAAGGGGAUGCAUCAACAUAUUCUUGCCUACCAGAUGGCACCCUACAAGGAUCGGAAUCCAACUCCCUCUGCGCACGGAGGACAUGCAGCAUCCCUGAUGCUUUCAUGGACCCGAGCUUUGGAUUUGGAAGAGCUUGUUUUGGAAUCCGCCACGGUGAAGCCUGCCUGGCUGCGUGCAAUGCCGGCUUUUCUGGGUUGUCUGAGCCCUUUGUGUGUGACAAUGGCUCUUUGCAUGGAUCAGUUCCAAAGUGCACUGGCUUCGUAUGUUCUCUGGAAGGUGUGUGGCUAGAAGAAGGCAUGAAUGCCAGCGACUGCGUGGGGAAGAGCACCCUGGAGACAUGCUCGAUACAGUGUCGGCGUGGAUAUUCGAGACAUGGCAGUCCAGAGAUGACUUGCCAAGCUGACGGAAGGUUCACACAGCACGAAGUGAGAUGCCUUCCAAAAGCUUGUGGAGAUUUGUCUGCGGUGCCUUCAUUCAGUGCUGCUUCAAUCGGAAGCUCCUGUGCCGGGCUUGGCUUUGGUGAGAUUUGUUCUGCAUUCUGCCAAGAGGGCUUUGACUUGCAAGGAAAUGCAACCGUCUUGGUCUGUGACGAUGCACCAAGUUCUAGUGCCGGUUUCUCAGUGUACUUUGAAAGUAACGCUAGCUACCUGCACGCCAUUGAAGCUGACGGUCCACUGUGUCAAGCACGGCCUUGCACAGCCAACCUGCCAAAUCUUCAAGGGCUUCUGCAUGACUGCGAAGGAAAAAGAACUGCUGAGACAUGUAUUGUGGAGGCUGCUGCAGGCUACCACUUCUCUGCGGAGCUGGCAAUGCCUGUGACGCUCACUUGCCAACCGAACGGCAGUUUUACGGGUGACAUACCUCCGAUCGUGUCAGAUAGCUGUUCCGAAACACAGUUUGGGACUGGUGUCGGCAGCACUUGCACAAAUAUUCCAGUGGAUGCUGGAUGCUGGGCUUAUUGUGAGAGCGGAUGGUCUGGUCUACCCAGAGAGUACCAUUGCCGCCUGAACCCUGCUGCAGAUGUUUUGGAACUUCAAGCCGUUCAGGGGGAAAUCAACUGCACUUCGACCGUCCGACGCUUGGACGUGUCAGAUCCUGGAACAUGCAAUGAUCUCAAUGAGCUUGCGGCCACAGCCGGGUUCCUGCCGCAUUUCAAGCAUUCCUGCAACGAGAUGAUGCAUGGAGAUGUAUGUGUUGUUCACUGCCGCGAAGGCUGGGAGAUGGUAGAGCUGCAGCCGACUCUGAUCACUUGUGAGAACUCUUCUUUGAUUGGAGGACCUCUACCGCGAUGCCUUCCAAAGCGUUGCAGCUUUGCUUUUCCGAACACUUUGGGCAUCAGAUCCAAUUGCAGUGAAGCGGUGACGGGCGAGUACUGCCUCGCCACCUGCGAAGAGGGGUACUUCUCCACACUGGAAGAAGGAGGAGGAGAUGGCGGAGAUGGAACAGAGGGAGAAGAUAUUGGGCUCUUCCUGUGCACGGCAGCGGGCUCCUUCCACGGCAGAAGUCCGGAUUGCAGGCGUCAGUCUUGUGCUGACCUCGAGUUGCAAACUACCUUUCAGCACAACUGCCACGACAAGGUCGUCGGAGAGACCUGCGUUGUGACCUGCGCAGCAGGCUUCUACUUUGGUGGCUGGGGCGCACUAUUUACCUGCGAUGCCGGUGGAUCUUUUCGCGGGGAGUUACCUUUUUGUCAACCUGCUACCUGCGAAACGCUGUCAGAUGAUGCAACCCUCGUCUCCAAAUGCUCUUCUGCAGCGACGGGUGAGAGCUGCAAUAUAGCAUGCAGGCCAGGAUUCUAUCAGAAUUCAUCAGCUCUGACGUGUGACGUCACCGGGAAUUUGGUGGGGCAGCUUCCAAUUUGUCGACCGAAGACGUGCGCAGCAGACCCAGUAUUGUUCAGCACCAUGUACGACCACAACUGUGUGGCUCUUCCUGUCGGCCGGUCAUGUAGUGUAGUUUGUGCCGGCGGUUAUGAAUCGGAUGAAGGUGAACAAGGUGAGCAGUGGCAAUGCGCACUCAAUGAUGCAAAUCAGUCUGAAGAUUCUGAACUGGUGCUCACUGGAAGACUUCCAAGCUGUCGUCCUGCGGCCUGUCAUUCCGGCUAUCCACUUCAAACCGCCGCUGCAAGAAACAACUGCACCCAGAUGCUUACUGGUCAGAUUUGUGUACAAAGCUGCGCUGAUGGAUAUCUUCCAAGUGCGACCAUCGUGGACACAUUCCGCUGCAAUCCUGACGGUAUUCUGACCUCCAUCUCCCACACAGUCUUGAAUUGCCGAGCGGCGACUUGCAACCUGACAGAUCUGACGUUUGUUGUGCCGGGCAUAGCGACCACUUGUGCUGGUGAGAUUGCGAUGAACACCAGCUGCUCCGCAUUUUGCUCUCCAGGCUUUACUUUGAAAGGUCCAGUACAACAUUGGAGUUGUACUGGGCCGGACAGUGAACUGCCAGCCUUGUACGGCAGCGACCAGGAGGUUACACUGCGGGGACAUUUUCCUGCUUGCUCGCCAAACACGUGCGCCUACAACAUCCCUUGGGAGAUCGCAUAUGACCACAACUGUUCGGCAGUACCGACUGGUUCCUUCUGCCUGGCUGCUUGCCGUGGAGAGAGCAACAGCAGCAUACUUCGUUGCUUCGAAGAUGGCGCGCUGCUAGGCGACAUGCCUCUUUGCCACAAGGUGCAGAGCUCGAGUGGAACCACCACCACGUCAAUGCAUACAACGACGAGCACGCAGUUCAACGUUCUUACAGGAAUGCUGGUGGUCCAAGCGAGUUCUCUGAGCAGCAUGGCGGAUCCAGAGGUCCGAGCAGGUUUGAUACGUGCACUGGCGCAACUUCUUCAAGUAGGCCCCGAAGUCCUGGAGCUGGCAGUCGAGCCGAUUCAGGGCAGUGCUGACCAAGCCGAACUUCAUUUCAGUUCAGCGGAGAGUUUGACCGCAAUGCAGCUGGACGAACUCCAGCGCAAGUCGUUUGCGGAGGUCAGAGAUGCCAUUGCGGCGGAGCUCGUGAACACGGAGGCUGGCAUAGAUGCUGUGGGUCCUCUGGUGGUGACCGUUCGCCUGCCAAAUGAGACCCUGGAAGUCAUCAUAGCUCCGCUGGGGGUAAGCCCUCCAGACACAUUGCCGUUAACAACUACGGUCAGUGCAUCAGCAAGCCUCUUGCUGUGCUGCUGUGCUUGCGCAGGAUGUUUCUGCAGACAACGAAUGCGCCAGGUCGCGGAGGGCAGCGGCUGCUCUUGUUUGUGUGCUGGUGCUUCCGAUGAUCAUGCCGCCUCGUCAGAAGUAGCCAGUGAUAUGCAGACAUCUGUUGGUGAGGCGACAUCGGACAGCUGGGACUGGGAAGAUGAAGGUGUCACGCGCACACUACCUCCAAGUCGAGAGGUGACUGCAGGUAUCUCUUCAUUGGUCAUGUCCGCUGCGGGGUCAGGAUGUCCAACACGUAGCCCUACCACCAAAGAUCUGCGAGACACAGCAAGCAACUAUGACACUGGGCUGGGAGUGCUACAUGGAGAACACGCUGAGGAUGCAAAUGCAACAGCCCAGAAGCUCGAGGCAUUGGUGCACGGCGUGGGUUUUGAGGAGCCUUUGGUUGAGAGGCUUGCAGAUGCAGGCAUCUACUUGCAGGAAUGGGAAGAGCGGGAUGGCGAUGAUGGCGAAGAUUGGACCCCAGAGUGCCGUUUGGCACUUGAAGAUGUCGGAGUGUACUAUGAUGAAGAGGCAAGCACUGAUCCCCAAGCAUGGGAUGGAAGGGCAGCCUCUGGAAAGGUGGGAAGGGCUAGCGUGGCCGAUUCCAAGCUGGCACGCUGCAUUGAUGAAGGUUUGUUCGAGGAUGCUGAAAGCACCUGUCGAGCCCAGGUUGCCGGGCAGUCAUUCAUGCUGAGAUGCAGAGGUGCACUUCUGUUUUUCUUGCACCUCGCAGCCGGGGUGGAGCGGCUGGAGCUGGAGUCGCCUGCCACUUUCGGCCGGGUGGACCAACGCUGUAGGCCGCUGAUCAAGUCGCACGGUUGCGGUACAGAGGGGCUCCCCGACGAGGACCUGCACGCUCUUCUCCAAAGCAGAAGCGGCCGAGACCAUCACAAUCGGGGCAACGCGUCGAAUGCGUCCAAUGUGUCGAUUGCAAGAGAAGCUGCUGUCCUGGUGAGCACUGAUGAGCACUACGUUGAACAUCGGGCCGCCGUGGAGAAGGGUGAAGCUCAAGUUUUGAGCUCCUCGGCCGCUGCCGCACGUAGCAUCGUCCUCAACGCUUUUUCCAACUUCCCAGACCGGGCAUUACUCGGCUUCAAGAUCAUGGUGAUCGUGCUCUUCGUUGAGAUGUUGUUUCUGCUCCUCCUUGACAUGCUCGUGGCGUCCUGGCUGGGCGUGGACUUCGCCUGCAAGCAGGUGAAGGUCACGAAGCGCAGUGAGGAGCUCUCCUUGCUUCAUAUCUGCGACGGCCUGCCAGGCAAGAUGUUGGACUUCGCUGGAAGCUUGGACGGACGGGGCUGCACUUACAUGGUUGGGGGCGUCUGCCUGCUCUUCAGCACCAUCGGCUUGGAGUACCUCCACAAUGAGUGGGAGAACAUGUUUUGGAACACCGUCACCAAGAAAGACGUCAGCAUGGUAAGGACAUGCGUUGUGUUUUUCGCCCUGCUGACUCUCGCUUGGUCCUUGAUUACAAGCUAUGCUACCUGGAUCCGCACUGCAAUCGAACUGCACUGGCGGACUUGCAUGACGGAGAAGCUUACAAAGAUGUGGCUGGAUAAGAAUGCUCACUUCUUGUUGCAGCUGCGCGAUGGCACGGACAUCGACAAUCCGGAUCAGCGAAUUCAGGAAGAUAUUGAGCACUUCACGGCGCAGACGGUCGAGCUCAUCUGGGAUGCACUGGAUCACGUGAAUUAUUUCAUCGUGUUUGCCUUCGUGGUUUUUACAAUGACUCCUCCAAGCUCGCCAUUCACACUGGGAGCGCACGUUCCUGGUUGGUUUUUGAUCUUUCUGACUUGUUGGUCAAUUUUCGGCUUGGCGUGCGCCCAUUACCUCGGAAAACAGAUGCUGCCGCUGAGCAUUCAGAGUGAGACCUGCGAAGCCAGGGUUCGGAAAGAUUUAUCCCACUGCAGUGAGCAUGCCGAAAGCAUUUCGGUAUAUGGGUCUGCCGGGCUGGAGCAGAGAAGGAUCAUGUCAUCUUUCGGACAACUGAAGCUCGUUCUGCACAACCACAUGCAAUUGCAAAAGCGCGUUGACAUCUUCAAGGCCAUGUUAGACUACGUUCAGUGGAUGCUUCCCAACUUCAUCUUGCUGCCCUGUCUUUUCCACCAACAAAUUGAUUUCGGAUCCUUCAUGCAGAUCUCAGGGGCCUCCAGCCAUGUCAUCAGCUGCCUCGCCUGGUUCGUUGACUCUUACGGUCUCAUUUGCGAUUGGCGGGCAUCUCUGAACCGAAUACUUGAGCUGGAAGAUGGUAUUGCUUCAGUCUGCCCGAGCGAAGCGUCGCCGUUGGUGGUUGCUCAGAGGAAGGCAGCGGUGCCCGCCUGCAGCAAUCCAUCCGACGGUUCUUUCUCUGCGCGUGUGGCAGAGGUCCGGUUGCCGGACGGUGAAAUUUUGUGGCGUGACGUGAACUUGCAUGUGCCUGCUGGCCAGCAUGUGCUGAUAUCUGGAGAAGAGGGCUGUGGCAAAAGCGUGCUGUUCAAGGUGUUUGCACGAGUUUGGCCGCACAUCCAGCUGUGCAGCCUGCAUAUGCCGGAUGAAGGCGAGGUCCUUUUCAUACCCCAGCAUCCAGUUCUGCCCAGACGUUGCACCCUGCGUUCGGCAGUUUGCUAUCCGCACCCUGAGGGCUCUUACGAUGAUAAGGCCAUCCUGGCAGCUCUCGAGCAGGUUUCACUCCAACGACUGCUAGAUGCAAAGAAGUUGUCGGAGAGCGUGGAAGAAGAGGAGGAAGAGGAGGAGGAGGAGGAGGAGGAGGACGAGGAAGAGGAUGAGGAAGAGGACGAGGAGGCAGAGGCGGCACAAGGCAAAGCAGAGGAGGAUGCUGGGGACGAAGAAGAGCUGCCGCAAGGCGAAGGUUUGGAUCGCGAAGACAACUGGAUGCUUCGCACCUCCCCUGGCAUGCGGCAGCGUCUGGCUCUUGCACAUGCUUUACUUCAAAAGCCGAAGAUGCUGUUCUUAGAUGAAUCAACCAGUAACAUGAGCAAAAGCAGCACGAUCAAGAUGUACGGAACUCUGACCCAGUCGCUCCCCCACACGACUGUCUUCAGCAUCUCCCACGAUGUGGAUACCUUAGCUGACUUUCACCACAUCCACUACUGCGCACAAGAAGGCACCGACUCGAGAGUCUUGGUGCUGGUGAAGCAUGCGGAGGUGCGAGUUUUGAAUACAGAAUCGGUAUCAGAAUCCCCUGUUUGA